Messenger RNA from Ascoidea rubescens DSM 1968, 1946 nucleotides. Its product is annotated as MFS general substrate transporter. Gene Ontology annotation, molecular function: transmembrane transporter activity. The record is from RefSeq and is a predicted model, not a curated record. Lineage: Eukaryota; Fungi; Ascomycota; Saccharomycetes; Ascoideales; Ascoideaceae. The coding region runs from base 232 to 1695 and encodes 487 amino acids. The transcript has a single exon. Gene Ontology annotation, biological process: transmembrane transport.
AGCAAAAUGAGUAACAUCGAAAGCUGAUUAUUAAUGAUGGAAAAAAAACAGUUGAAAUUCCCUUUUUUUUUCAUUUUAUAAUUAUAAUAGUAUUUCACAGACACAAAAAUCUCAAAAAAGUGAGAAAAUAAACAGCCUUCAGGUCAGAAUAAAAGAAAUAUGGUAUUUUAAAGGUUUGAGUUGCUCUUUUAAAUAUUUGGAAUCAAAAUAUCUUAUUCAAUUGAAAAAAAAAUGAAGUGUGUGAAGAGUAACCUUACAAGGAUUAAUACUUUGGAUUUAGAUAAUAAUAAUUCGAAUGACCAUGAAGUUAAAGAAGAUUUAGAACAACAACUCAAAAAUGCUAAGGAUAAUAAUGAUACCAAUAAGAAAGAAGAAUCGUUUGAAGUACCGGAUGGUGGAUACGGAUGGGUGAUUGUUGGAGCAAUUUUUUUGAUCUCGGUUGUUACAUGGGGAGCCAACGCUGGCUUUGCAGUGUAUUUGGCACAUUACUUGAGCGAGGAUACCUUUGAAGGAGGAACAAAGAUAGAUUACGCUGUCAUUGGAGGAUUGGCGUUUGGAUCGGGGUUGAUGAUUGCACCUCUCAUAACCUAUUUGAAUGGGCUAUUUGGAUUCAAAAUAACAAUGCUGAUGGGGGCAUUAUUGGGUCUCACUGCAAUGCUCCUCGCAAGUUUUGCUACCAAGUUGUGGCAGCUCUAUCUCACUCAGGGUGUUGUCCAGGGCUUUGGGCUAGCGUUUACAUAUGUGCCAUCAAUGCCUAUUAUAUCGCACUAUUUCAAGAAGAAGAGGACGUUAGCAGCAGGAAUUGCGGCCAGUGGCUCUGGAUUGGGAGGCAUCUUCUUUGCAUUGGUGAUGGACAGGAUCAUGAGAAGCAAAGGUGUUCGGUGGGCGUUGCGAUCACAGGGCAUUAUCUGUUUUGUGCUAAUUAUUGUUUCUAUUUCGAUUUUAAGGGACCGAAGAGACAGGAUUCAAGCUGAGUUCAGGGCCAUCGACAGAGCCAUUUUGUGCAGCAAGGGUUUCUGGAUCAAUACGGCGUGGAUAACGUUUGUGAUUCUAGGGUAUGUGGUAGUGCAGUACGCCAUUUCGGACUUCACCAGGUCGCUUGGAUACAGCGCAAAACAAGGCUCGAUCAACUCUGCGAUGGUAGCGUUGGGGGCAUUUGUUUUCAGGCCUCUCUUGGGCACGUUGGCCGACCGGUUUGGCACCGUCACAGUGGGCGGGAUUGUGUACUUUUUGUGCUGCGUGUUGUGCUAUGUGAUGUGGGUCUUGUGUCGCAACUUUGCAACAUCACUCUUCUUCUCCAUCCUCAUCGGCGGUCUUAUGGGCUACAUCUGGGGCUCUUUGGGAACUAUUGUGCCCAGAGUUGUGGGGUUGCCCAAAAUGGGGGUUGCCUUCGGAAUGCACUGGAUCUGUAUUGGCAGCAUAGGAAUCAUAUCCCCCAUCAUUGGGUUGGCGCUAAGAGGACCGGUGGACGAGAACAGCUACAAUCCUGCUGCGUACCAGAAUCCUGCUCUCUAUUGUGGAUCGAUGUUUCUAGCUACCAGUUUUUUUUUGUUUUUGCUAAGAGCAUUUUUGAUUGCUAGGGAAUUGGUAAGCGAGAACACGACUGAUUCCGACUUUGGCAGAGAAUUGGCUGUGGCUGUUUCUUGGAAGUUGGUGUUCACGAGCAUGUUUCGUAGGGGAAAAACAAAGAUAUAGUGACAAGAGAUAAGAGGUAGCAGAUGUAAUACAACAAUAUUGAUGUUGUGUGCUAUAAAUAACCCAUUGAGAUAACGAUGCUUUCUGUGCAGCACAAACAGCAGGUCUGGCCCGCCCUUGACUUGCUUCAGCUUAUCUCGCGCUUUGUGGAGCUCUGCUGGGGCAACGUAGUCGCGGCCCGGCUCUCACGUGUGGCUUGGGCUAAUGUUGAGCCGGCGCUUAAUUCUGCCUGAGAAGAACGCAUAAACUGU